Eutrema salsugineum is the source of this 693-nucleotide messenger RNA. RefSeq names its product putative lipid-binding protein AIR1. Bases 75 to 485 code for a protein of 136 amino acids. The transcript has a single exon. The record is from RefSeq and is a predicted model, not a curated record. Lineage: Eukaryota; Viridiplantae; Streptophyta; Magnoliopsida; Brassicales; Brassicaceae.
UCAUUACCUUCUACGUACUACUCAACUUGUAAGAGUUUCUUUAGGGCUAUUUUUGUUCUUCCUUCAAAGAACCAAUGGCUCUUAAGAAUUCUCUUUCUCUCUUCCUUCUCUUCAACAUCCUUUUCUUCACUUUCACUACAGCCACCCGGAGCACCAAUUGUCCUCCUCCACCGCGCAAACACAACAAGCACAAACCUAGCCCACCAACCACACCAACCACCAGCGGGACUUGCCCUAAAGAUACCUUAAAGCUCGGUGUUUGUGUUAACGCACUCAACUUGUUAAACGAUGUGACUCUGGGAACUCCUCCUGUGACUCCAUGCUGCAGCCUCAUCAAGGGGUUGGUUGAUCUUGAAGCUGCGGUUUGUCUUUGCACUGCCCUAAAGGCUAGUGUUCUUGGCAUCAACCUUAACCUUCCCAUCAACCUUAGCUUACUUCUCAAUGUUUGCAGCAGAAAGGCACCACGUGGUUUCCAAUGCCCUUAAAAUCAAACACUUUUCCAUAUAUAAGUUACGAACUAUGAAAAACCUUGAAUUUUUUAUCGUUAUGUCUUCUUUUAUGCUCGUUUAUUUGAAUUGGUGAAGUUAAUAAGAAACAUCUGUGGGUUUGUGUUGUUUACUUUUUGUUGUAUCGCGAGAGCUCCUUGUAAUUUGUUCAAUUGUCCUAUUUAAUAAAAUAUUAAUGAUUUGUGUC